AUGAAACCUUCACCGUGGAUUACUUUCGACGCAUCUCCUAGUGGGAACACGCUGACGUACCAUGAGCUUGGGUUGACCUCACUCUCUGGUACAGGCUCUAGCGUUGUUAGGAAUAGCUGCCGGCCAUCUUUUGUAACCUUCGUAGGGCGAAGAUCCAAGACCAUCCUCUUGAAUGGACUUUUAGGAGACGAUAUCGCAGUACCUGUACACAAGGAGGUGUUUUUGUGGUCGCUGUCUAGAUACAACGGGUGCGCGCCGCUUAUCGUCAUCGAUUGUGGUAUGCAAAACUCUCACCUGCAACCUCAAAAUCCUGCUCUCACCUACUCAAUACCCGCAACUUCAUGGCCUUUGCCAAAAGUCCAGAACAUCAAUGCGACGCUAUGUGGGCGAAUCUUUUCGCCCUUCUCAAGUGUCAUCUGCUGCUUUGUUAGCGAUCUUGGGGGGCCGAGGGCUGCUGCAAAGUGGCUAGCUGAUUUUGCGACGGCGGCGGCUGCGCCUGAUUUACCGACAGUGCCCCGCAUUCUGUUAGUCGUGGAAACCACAUCGGACACAUUUGACGAGAGAGUCGCGGCCAACAAAGCCACCAUGCUACUUGUCGAAGCUAUGCAAAAUAAUAGCGAGUCGCAGGAUAAACACCCUAAACGCCUAGGAAUAGGCGAUAUUGAAGUCCUGGGCCUGCAAUCAUGCAAAUCCACCACAGCCCGAGCGCGGGCUUUCAAGAGACGCCUUUUAGCCAUGUCUGACGCAUCAAUGGAUGAGCGCGCAAGCAAAUUUACGCAGUUUAGUUAUACUCACUUUCAAGCUUUAACAAAGCAAGCGCUUAGCCACAUGAGCAGCGAUAGCACGACAGAUUUCCAUUUCGCUAGUGCUUCUCGGCCGCGAGGUUUCACGACCAAUAUCCUUGAAGCUUGCCUUACGGACUUCUUAAACCAAAUGCCUUCACAAGCCUGGCUUUGGCAUUUUGCUGCACCUCUGAUAGCUUCAGCCUUACUUCUGUCUAGCUAUCCACCAAACGCACAUACUGCUAUUGCUUCGUAUACAAUGCACAGGGAGAUACAGCGCAAGUUCGUCUCUGCUGUACUACAUGAGUUUCGAGUCAUCUUUGCAAAGUAUGAGGAUGGCGCACAACCUGCUAGCGAUGUGCACCGGGAGGUAUUGAACGCGAAUCACACCCACUUAGCGGACCUCAAAAGCCAUCGAUCGUGUUUCUGUUGCUUCUCGCGUAUGCCAGAAAAGGUUCUUCCGUGUAGUCACGCUUUGUGUGACCCAUGUAUUCGGAUAUUCGGACGUCGCUCCCGCUCUGAGAGAAACACAUAUGAACUUCCAGAAUGCGUCUUAUGUGGCGUCAAUUACAAGAACUCAAUAUUCCGGUUCGUCCCCCCGACAGCGGGUGUACGGGUUCUGAGUGUCGACGGGGGUGGUGUCAGAGGAGUGAUACCUCUGACCUUCCUUCAACAUCUCGACAGCUUACUUGCCCCAUUUGGAUGCGCUGCGAAGGAUAAUUUCGACUUUGUAUGUGGAACAUCGGCUGGCGGUCUUGUUGUCAUUGGCAUGUUCCUGCUGCAAUGGAGCGCUGCUGAGUCUAUACAAAGAUUUGAGCAAGUAGCAGCCAAAACCUUUGGCAAGAGAAAAGCACUGAUUUCGAGAGCAAUUCAACUUGUCGUGGCAUAUGUCGAAGAUGGUCAGUAUAGUCUCGCAGCAGUACAGGAAGCUUUCAGGAAAACAUUCGACUCCCCACUGCAGAUGUUCAACCCGUUAAGGAAUGACACCAAAGUGGCUGUCACUACAACAGCUGUCAACGACUCGCUACCAUGGUUGUUCACUAACUACAACGGGGGGAAACGCCCCGAUGAUAUCGGAUAUGAUGUUGUUCGCGCUGAGAAAGCGCAGGAUGAUAUCACUGUUAGUGAUGCAGCAUGCUGUACUUCAGCCGCGCCUUGGUUCUUCAAACCUCAGGCGGUGCGCAGCUUAGGCAUCUUUCAAGAUGGAGGACUGCAACAUAACAACCCAGCGAGUAUCGCCCAAUGGGAAGCUCGUUUCAUGUGGCCAGCGAAACCAUACCCCGAUUUUGCUCUAUCACUCGGAACCGGAACUUCGGCGGACGCCGUAGAUCUAGGAAUUACGAAUUCACGAUUUUACGUACGCUUGUUUAAAAGUUUCAUGCGCAACUUAAACGGCGAAGACGCAUGGAAACGCUUUUACAAUUCCUUGGAUCUCAACAUACGGCAUAGAUACCAGCGACUUAAUGUACAGUUCACUGGCCCAGAGCCCAGCUUAGAUGAUGCACUUCAGAUACCGAAUCUCAAGGCUAUUACCACACGGAAGAUCCAAGACGAUGGAGUUACUAUAACAGCAGUACUUGACUUGAUGCUAGCUUCAAUGUUCUACUUUGAACUAGAUGCACUACCUAAACUAGAGGGAGGUAGUUACCUGUGCUUAGGGUACAUAUAUUGUCGCCUUGACCUGCCCCGAGAAGGUCUACGCUAUUUGUAUGAGCAACUGCUCAAAACAUCUUCAUGGUUUCUCGUCCAGGGAAACCCCAUUCGAUGUAUUCAGACUAUUCCCAAAGGACUCCCUCCAUUCAAAAGACGAAUCACAUUCCGUGCCGAGACAAUGGAAGACGUUAUCGCGUUCUCCAUUCGAGGCAUUACGAGUACUCCAAGGCUAAUAAGUGGUUUCCCAACUACCUUGGCGAAAUUAAUCAAUGAUCAGAAUCUUGAGCGACCCUUCGGCACUAUAGACCACAUGACGUGCGAAAAGCCACUGCCUGCGAUCCCUUUGAAACGUCCAAGUGUUUCUGAACCCUAUGAGCAUAAGUACAGCUCAAAACGAAUGCGGGUGAAACAAGGAUUCAUUUGA
This is a messenger RNA of Pyrenophora tritici-repentis Pt-1C-BFP, 2859 nucleotides long. NCBI's taxonomy places the organism in Eukaryota, Fungi, Ascomycota, Dothideomycetes, Pleosporales, Pleosporaceae. The record is from RefSeq and is a predicted model, not a curated record.